This is a messenger RNA of Styela clava, 897 nucleotides long. The record is from RefSeq and is a predicted model, not a curated record. Lineage: Eukaryota; Metazoa; Chordata; Ascidiacea; Stolidobranchia; Styelidae.
UAUAGAUUUUUUACCAACAACAUGAAAGUGAUAGUGGCAGGAUUUUCCAAAACUGGUACAAAGUCGAUGUGUGAUGCUCUCACAAAAUUGGGAUAUAAUGUUUAUGACGUGAUAGAAAAUAUGUACAUUUUAGAAAAGGAAUGGACAAAGAUAUUGAAUGAAGGAUGGACCACAGAAGAUUUUCGUCGCAUGUACGAGAAUGUUGAUGCUGUGACUGACCUUCCUGCUUGUUAUUUCUGGGAAGAAAUUCACAAAGCUUUUCCAGAUGCUAAAAUAAUUCUGACAAUUCGCGACGACGAAGAUAAAUGGUAUAAAAGUUUUGAGAAUCAGUAUAAAACUUACGACAGUAGCUUUAUUGUACGAUUGAUGGCAAUUUUUUCUCCGACUUUUAGACGAGUAGAUAGAGACAUAACCGUUCCUUUAAGCCGAAUUUCAUGUGGAUUAGAAGAACAAGGCCCUUUUCGUAUUCAAACAAAUUUACACGAACAAAUUUUGAAAAUGAAAUACAGAGCUCAUAACGCAUAUGUGUUGCAGAAUGCACCGCCAGAUAAACUACUGGUCUUUAGGGUAACCGAAGGUUGGGAACCGCUCUGUAAAUUUCUCGGUAUCCCGAUUCCAGAUGAACCUUUUCCUCACAAAAACGUGGGAGGAGAUAUAGUCGACGAAAUGCUGAAAACAAAUCCUACUGUUAAGAGAAUGGAAAAGGAAUUCAUGGCUUCAUUCAUGGCUUUUAUUGCACUAUGUGCCAUAGGUGGUUAUUCUACAUAUAAAUAUGGGUUUUGGGCGACUGCCACAGCUCCUUUCAAGUUUUUAUCGGAUAAGUUUUAUAAUUAACUUUAGUGAAACACUCAAAAAGUAAUCAAAAGAUCAAUACAGUAGAAAUGGACAAUAUCAAUU